Molecule: messenger RNA, 1285 nt
Organism: Drosophila hydei
Lineage: Eukaryota; Metazoa; Arthropoda; Insecta; Diptera; Drosophilidae
Gene: chic
Product: profilin
Exons: 4
Coding region: 309-689 (126 amino acids)
Cellular component (GO): cell cortex
Molecular function (GO): actin monomer binding
Source: RefSeq, a predicted model, not a curated record
AAUAUCGAUUUAAUGAUGCUAUCGAUGUUUCUGGUUACCUACAGUCAGUCUAAUUUCAUCGCCGCAUCGCACAGCGUGUGAAAAGUUUUAAAUAAGUUUCCUUAAACAAAUUACGUAGAAAAUCCACGAUUUUCUCACUCUCGCUUAACUAAAUUUUUUAGUGGCGUGAAAAGUGUGUAACAACAACAGCAGCAAUAACAACAAGAAAUUGAAACAAGCAACGCGUGUGUAAAAUACAACAAAUACAUAAAUACCUAUUUAAUAGUUUUUAACCACCACCACAACAAAUACAACAACAAACUACAAUCAUGAGCUGGCAAGAUUAUGUCGAUAACCAACUUUUGGCCUCGCAGUGCGUUAACAAGGCGUGCAUUGCCGGACACGAUGGCAACAUUUGGGCGCAGUCUAGCGGCUUUGAGGUCACAAAGGAGGAGCUGGCCAAAUUGAUAAGCGGCUUUGAUCAACAAGACCUGCUUACCAGCAACGGCGUGACAUUAGCCGGCCAACGGUACAUUUACCUCUCAGGCACAGAUCGCGUGGUGCGCGCAAAACUGGGCAGAAGCGGUGUGCACUGCAUGAAGACGACACAAGCCGUCAUUGUUUCCAUCUAUGAGGAUCCUGUGCAGCCCCAGCAGGCCGCUUCUGUGGUGGAGAAACUUGGAGAUUAUCUGAUUACUUGCGGGUACUAGAAAAUAAAUGAAAAAAAAAAUAUAUAAAAGCAACAAUUCAACACCAUCAACACCAACCUACACAAACAACAACAACAACAGCAGCAACAAAAAAACAUCAAAUUCGCUAAGAAACCGUAAAUGAACUAAAUAACUAAAAAAAAGAAGAAAAAAGUAAUUAUUAAUAUUUAAAUUUAUGAGAAAUGCCAAGAAAAAAAAUAUAUUUUUAAGGUAAUUGUGGUCAAACAGAUCUGAAACUUGCAAAAAAAACAAUGUCAAAGAAUGUUUAUAAACCAUCCACAGCAUCAACAUCUUAAUUACCGAAAAACGCCUACAACAAAAUUAUAAAAUUCUGCAUUACUAUAUUUAAACAUUUUUUGGUUCAUACGAUAAAAAUAAUAAUAAAAAAAAAAAAACAAAAAAAAAACAAAGAAAAUCUUACAGUCAACAUAAGCUAAAAGAAAAACGUAUUGGAAAGCAUUUUGUAAGCAAGACAAGAAUAAGAAGAAGAAAAAGAAGUAGAUAAAGAAGAAGAAACAGAAGAAGAAGCAACAAACGCAAAGCAACGCAGGCAAAUUUUUGAAUACUUUUUUGUACAGCAGUUUAGUACACAAAUA